UGGCGGAAGUGGGAAGAGGCUGUGGCGUCUCUGCGCGUUCGCCAUCGGGAUCAGUUCCGGGGCCGGGCUAUGCUGCAAACCGGUGAGGAGCUUUGCGCAGCUCAAAGACAUGCAUUUUUUCCGGAGACGGGGAUGAGGAGAGCGUGAUCAAAGUGGAUGUCGGCGCCGUUCGAGGAGCGGAGCGGGCUGGUGCCGUGCGCCACUCCCUGGGGCCGCUGGUACCAAACCAUGGAAGAGGUGUUCAUCGAGGUGAACGUGCCCCAGGGGACCCGCGCGCGCGACGUCGAGUGUAGCCUGAAGAGUCGGCAUCUGUCGCUGACGGUGGCUGGCAAGGAGGUGCUCAAGGGAAAACUCUUUGAUUCUACAAUAGCUGAUGAAGCAACAUGGACGCUAGAGGACCAGAAGCUGAUACGAAUUGUCUUGACAAAAACCAAUCGUGAUGCUGGAAAUUGUUGGAGUUCUUUGUUGGAGAAUGAGUAUGUUGCUGAUCCUUGGGUCCAGGACCAAAUGCAGAGGAAGCUGACGCUGGAAAGGUUCCAAAGAGAGAACCCUGGAUUUGACUUCAGCGGAGCAGAAAUUUCUGGAAACUAUAGCAAAGGCGGGCCAGACUUCUCUAGUCUUGGAAGAUAGCUGUGUAUUUUUCAAAUGUAUUUUCUUGAAUUAAAAUUGUAAAAGUUAUGGGAUAUAGCUUGGCCAAAGAAUUCAAUUGUGUGAAGUAGGGUUCAGAAUAUUUUUCUGCUUUUUCUAGACAGCUUUUAGACCACAAAACCAUAAAGGCUUUUGCUUAAAUUGUACUAACAUGGUAAUGAAUAAUAAAUACUUGACACAUACAUACAAUUUACACAUCAGUAUUAUUUGUACAAUGGCACUGCUUAUCAAGACUGAGAAUUCAUUUUCAACAGCUUUAAUUAAAAAACUGUUGUGCGAGCUGUAAGUUGUCUUGAAGAGACAUAGGCUGCUUUCACACUGUACUUUAUUUUGUUAUUCUGACAAUUUCUUACCUGGUAAUUAGCACAUUAUAUUUGAUCUUUCACACAACGUAUAAACUAGCUCCGGAAUUCUAGUGGAAUGUAGUGGAAGUUUAGUGCAAAUUUCCAUGAUAAAUGAUACCCGAAAUAAUCCGUUAGCAAGGCUGUGAACCUGGAAGAUUGCAGGAGUUUUUCACUAGCUGCAGCUGCUCACGUGACAGGCAUCCCAGCAUGCAGUGUGUUCCCGCCUUUUAGUUGUGCUGGUUUUUUGUUUUGCUUUUUGCCUGACAAAUGUACUGGUAUUCCGGCAUCGGCACAGACAGCAGCAGCAUUUCCCACACACACACCCGUGUUGAUACAACUAAAACAAUUUAAAAAGUCAGAUCCUAAAGGGAGAGGGCUUGCAUGGCAACAGGACGAGAUCUUAGACCUCCUACACAGGGGGAACAGUGCGCAUGUGUAUAAUGGGUGCGGGAUGAAAAUGAGGCGUUCAUUGCAGCUGUGUGAAAGACCAUUGCACAAAAAGCCGGUAUAUCGGCUGAAAAAGCUGCUGUUCCUUAACACAACAGGUACUGCAGUGUGAAAGGGAUUUUAGCAAUCGGGACGGAAGUGCUACCUUUUUAAUCAGUUAAACUAACGCAAGCAGCCAUAAACUGCAUAAUUCAUUGGGUUAGGAAUACUACCACCUACAUGCUCCAGGCUUUUAUUUUGAUAGCAAACUGCCACUGUUAGUAAAGUGAUUUUUGAAAUGACAUCCUUUGUGUUCUGUGUUGUGAUAUAGGAAAGGCACAUUAUUUUAAAGACUGGAUAAUUAAAAGCAAUUUGACAUGCUGUUGUGAUUCUGUAUGACACCAACUCAGUUGACCCAAGUCCAAUACGGUUAAUGUGGAAGUGGCUAUAGCCCCAGUGUGAAACACUGGCCCAGGGAGUACUAAAAGCUGCCUCCCAGAAGUCCCAUUUUCCUGAGCAAGCAGGGAGCAAGGAAAGAGGAAUCACAGCAUUUUCCAGAGAAAUGACUCUUGAGAACAACCAGUGAAUCUACAGCCUACCUUGGAAUGUAUUUGAAGGUAUUCUAUGGCUUCCACCAACUCUGGCAGUUUUUCUUCAGCUUCCAGGGCCAAUAUUGAGAGAGCCAACACAGAUGGCUGAGGAACAGACAAAGCAAUUAAGAUUACAACCACUUCUCUUCAGCUUCUGCAGAAUAUUUACAAGUACUAAUAAUUAAGAGCCUUACCUUUGCUUUUGAAAGAACAAUUCUGCAGUGACAUGCCUUCAACUGGGCUUCAAGUCUCUCUGAAUUAAGAUGUUUCUUCCUGUAAGAAAGCACAUUCUAGUUUAUCAGAUUCUAAUCUUUGCAGACAAAAUCUGCAUGGCAAAGUUCAUCUUACUAUCUUGGAACAGCAACAAGGUAUUUUAAGUAACUGUAGUAAUAUUUAUUUUAUUUUGUUAUUUGUAGGAGUAUUUCUAAACCGCUCAUUAAAAAAAUCAUGGUGGUGUACAAUAAAAUCAUUACACCAUGAAGUUAUACAAUACAAAAGAACAAUGAAUCAAGUCAUUAAAAAACACUUGUCAUACAAAAAAAUCAGCAGGCAACAAAUCAUCACAAUUAUAAGUCCCUGUCUGAUUUCAAUUGAAAUAGUGUUCCAAGGUACUGGUGUCACUAUGCAUGAAGUCUUAGCUUGCGUAAAAACCAAAGGAAUAUGCAAUAACUGCAGGAACCAGGAGGGCUUCUCCAGAUGAUUGCAAUGAUUUGACUAGUGUAUAAGGGACAAGGUGGUUUAACUUCUGAAAGUAAACCUCUGAGUAGUUGUUAAGUUUUGCAACACAGCCUGAUACAUUGUCAGUUGCCAGCUACAGGACAGCAUUUUGUUACUAGUGCUUUUAAUUCAUAGAGGGUAUUAUGUGUUGCUUUGGAACUUGAGAAAUAAGUACUGCAGUAGUCUUGACCCAACUUAGGUUCAGCUAGUUAGGCAAAAUCUCCACAAAACUGGGAUAGCACCAGACAAGUAAAAAAAAAAAUUCCAUGAACUGGAAAUGUAGCCAACUUGUUUUAGAAAACUUUCAGUUUUUAUAUUCAAGUUUAUUUUCAUACAUUCAUAUCCCACCUUUCAGCCUUCAUGGAACCCAAGGUGGUGUUUCCAGAUGGCCACCCAUCCAAGCACUGACCUGACCAAAACCUACUAAGCUUCAGCAAGGUGGUACCCUCGUGCCUUCAAACCAUACUCUGGCCCAUAAAUAAGAUAUGGAAUUAUAAAUAUAAAAAUGUGUGACAAUACUAUAUUCUCAUAAACUCAUAUUGAACAAGUAAAAAUCAAGCUUUUU
Messenger RNA from Rhineura floridana, 3290 nucleotides. It is a transcript of the gene NUDCD2, whose product is annotated as NudC domain containing 2. The record is from RefSeq and is a predicted model, not a curated record. Gene Ontology annotation, cellular component: cytoplasm. NCBI's taxonomy places the organism in Eukaryota, Metazoa, Chordata, Lepidosauria, Squamata, Rhineuridae. Bases 157 to 630 code for a protein of 157 amino acids. Gene Ontology annotation, biological process: protein folding. The transcript is spliced from 6 exons.